Molecule: messenger RNA, 1830 nt
Organism: Boleophthalmus pectinirostris (great blue-spotted mudskipper)
Lineage: Eukaryota; Metazoa; Chordata; Actinopteri; Gobiiformes; Gobiidae
Gene: foxa2
Product: forkhead box A2
Exons: 2
Coding region: 277-1521 (414 amino acids)
Biological process (GO): cell differentiation; regulation of transcription by RNA polymerase II; anatomical structure morphogenesis
Molecular function (GO): RNA polymerase II cis-regulatory region sequence-specific DNA binding; transcription factor binding; protein domain specific binding
Source: RefSeq, a predicted model, not a curated record
GGUGCGAGGAGAUUAUUCAAAUAGGGCCCAAGGCGUAGAAGUAGGGAUUGGAGGCUUGUCUGGCGCACACUGCUAUAUCACAGCGCUAACAGGCAGCACGGAGCGUCAUUUGAACAGCACUCAGUGACAGACGGAGCACGGCCAUCACAUGCGUCUGUCCUCCACUGAAGGGAUACACCGCCGAUACAAACCCAGUGGUCCCCAGUCUACGAGCACCUAUUAGACCCGCACUUUUGGCUUUUUCCUCUGCUGGGAGACGCUUUGUGGAAGUCCUCCAUGAUGCUUGGAGCAGUUAAAAUGGAAGGACACGAACACACCGACUGGAGCACCUACUACGGAGAGCCCGAGUGUUACACCUCUGUGGGCAACAUGAACACGGGCCUGGGCAUGAACUCUAUGAACACCUACAUGAGCAUGUCGGGCAUGAGCAGCACUGCCAACAUGGCGGCCAACUCCAUGAACAUGUCCUACGUCAAUACUGGCAUGAGUCCUUCCAUGACGGGCAUGUCACCGGGCACCGGGGCCAUGAAUGGUAUGGGCGCGGGUAUGACUGCGAUGAGCGCGGCGCUGAGCCCGAGCAUGAGCCCCAUGACAGCGCAGCCCGCGUCUAUGAACGCCAUCAGCUCAUACACCAACAUGAACGCCAUGAGCCCUCUUUACGGACAGAGCAACAUCAACCGCUCCAGGGACCCCAAAACAUACCGCAGGAGCUACACGCACGCCAAGCCGCCAUACUCCUACAUCUCCCUUAUUACCAUGGCCAUCCAGCAGUCCCCGAGCAAGAUGCUCACCCUAGCUGAGAUCUACCAGUGGAUCAUGGACCUGUUCCCCUUUUACAGACAGAACCAACAGCGCUGGCAGAACUCCAUCCGCCACUCGCUCUCCUUUAAUGACUGUUUCCUCAAAGUGCCCCGCUCCCCGGACAAGCCCGGGAAGGGCUCCUUCUGGACUCUGCACCCAGAUUCAGGAAACAUGUUUGAAAACGGCUGCUACCUGCGGAGACAGAAGCGAUUCAAGUGUGAGAAGAAACUAUCCAUGAAGGAUUCUCGGAAAUCAGGAGACGGCUCCCACAGCAGUUCUGAGAGUUGCAAUGGCAACGAGUCCCCUCACUCCAACUCGUCCUCCGGGGAGCAUAAGAGGGCCCUGGCGGACAUGAAGAGCGGCCAGGCCCUGAGCCCGGAGCACGCCGCGGCCGCAUCCCCCGUGUCCCAGAGCCAGCAGCACCUCAUGUCACAGCAUCACUCAGUGCUCGCGCACGACGGCCACCUCAAACCCGAGCAUCACUACUCGUUCAACCACCCGUUUUCCAUCAACAACCUCAUGUCGGAGCAGCAGCAUCACCACAAAAUGGACCUUAAAACUUACGAACAGGUCAUGCACUAUUCAGGCUACGGCUCCCCCAUGGCAGGCGCGCUCUCCAUGGGCUCGAUGGCGGGGAAGACCGGUCUAGAUUCCACCUCUAUUCCGGACACUACAUAUUACCAAGGCGUGUAUUCUAGGCCCAUCAUGAACUCCUCAUAAUACACACGGACUCAUCUCUUCUAUUUGUACAUUUGUAAAAAUCUAUAGAAUUUGUGUACAAUAUGUAUUUGAAAUAUUUUCCCACCGGUUUAGCUGUCCAGUUUGUUUUGUAGUCUGAUUAUUUUAAUGCUGAUAAUAAUUCAAGUGAUGUGAACAGAUCUGUUCAAGAAAGGACCCAAAGACAUAAAACAAACCGAAAUACAAAGACGAGCGUGCUGUACAUUUGCAUUCAUGCACUCACACAACCGGAGUUUGGUUUCAACGUUACGCUCAAUCAUUUGUGUAAUUCUAUUUAUGGCUUGUAUAUGU